Messenger RNA from Prunus armeniaca (apricot), 1044 nucleotides. Lineage: Eukaryota; Viridiplantae; Streptophyta; Magnoliopsida; Rosales; Rosaceae. The record is from the annotation of a GenBank genome assembly.
AUGGACCAAUCAGUUCUGGACGACAUAAUCAAUCGUCUUCUGGAAGUCCGAGGCCGACCCGGAAAGCAGGUCCAGCUAUCUGAGUCCGAGAUCCGGCAACUUUGUUUGGCCUCUAAAGAAAUUUUCUUGCAACAGCCUAAUUUGUUAGAGCUUGAAGCACCCAUCAAGAUUUGUGGUGACAUACAUGGUCAGUACUCUGACCUUUUAAGGCUUUUUGAGUACGGUGGAUUACCUCCUAAUGCCAAUUACUUAUUCCUAGGGGAUUAUGUGGAUCGUGGAAAGCAAAGUUUAGAAACAAUAUGUCUUCUCCUUGCAUAUAAAAUAAAAUAUCCUGAGAACUUUUUCCUCUUGAGGGGAAACCAUGAAUGUGCUUCUAUAAACCGUAUAUACGGAUUCUAUGAUGAGUGUAAGAGAAGAUUCAAUGUGAGGCUAUGGAAGACGUUCACAGAAUGUUUUAACUGCCUACCUGUGGCAGCUCUGAUUGAUGAAAAGAUCCUCUGCAUGCAUGGGGGUCUUUCUCCUGAGCUGCAGAAUUUAGAUCAAAUCAGAAAUUUACAGCGGCCAACUGAUGUACCAGACGCAGGUUUACUCUGUGAUCUUCUCUGGUCUGAUCCCAGUAAAGAUGUUCAAGGUUGGGGAGGGAAUGACCGGGGAGUUUCAUAUACAUUUGGUCCUGACACAGUAACGGAGUUUCUUCAGAAGCAUGAUUUGGAUCUCGUUUGUCGUGCUCACCAGGUUGUUGAGGAUGGGUAUGAGUUAUUUGCCAACCGACAACUUGUGACAAUAUUUUCAGCACCUAAUUAUUGUGGGGAAUUUGAUAAUGCCGGUGCCAUGAUGAGCGUGGAUGAGACAUUAAUGUGCUCUUUCCAAAUAUUAAAACCUGCAGAUAAAAAGUCAAAAUUCAACUUUGGGAGCACGACUACAGCUAAGCCUGGAAAUACUUCGACUGGAGUUUUUGGGAGCACAACUACAGCUAAGCCUGGGAACUCUCUAACAGGAAUCAAGGAAGGUUUUAGAUGGCAUGUUAAGACAUUUCCAGAUUAA